AGUGAGGAUGGCGGCGACUCCAGUAGAGGCUAUCACCGGCAGGCGCAAGUGGCUUGCGGCGCUGCUCAGCAGAGACACUAUCUGCACCAGGAAAGAAUUGCCAUCGGGAGCCGGAGGCGUGACAGUUGGAGAUGACAUGCUUGCCGAGGCGAGCGAGGGUUGAGGGCCGUGGGUGGACGCCUGACCGAUCGGGUGCCGGCUUUGAGUGG
Messenger RNA from Neurospora tetrasperma FGSC 2508, 209 nucleotides. RefSeq lists its product as uncharacterized. Bases 8 to 163 code for a protein of 51 amino acids. The transcript has 2 exons. NCBI's taxonomy places the organism in Eukaryota, Fungi, Ascomycota, Sordariomycetes, Sordariales, Sordariaceae. The record is from RefSeq and is a predicted model, not a curated record.